UCUGUGAUGAUCAAAGAUGGCUGCGCCCAUGUAAUACCAGCAGCUGCAACUGACCUUUCUGUUUUCCUCCUCGUCACCUGGUCCCUGUGGUGGCAGACGGGGCACGAGGACCAUGCUGGGCCGGACCCUCCGAGAAGUUUCUGCAGCACUGAAACAAGGCCAGGUUACGCCAACCGAGCUCUGUCAGAGAUGUCUCUCCCUCAUCAGGAAGACCAAGUUUCUAAACGCUUACAUCACUGUAUCAGAAGAAGUGGCCUUAAAGCAAGCCGAAGAAUCAGAGAAAAGGUAUAGGAAAGGUCACUCACUGGGGGAUUUAGAUGGAAUUCCUGUUGCAGUAAAAGAUAACUUUAGUACGUCUGGCAUUGAGACAACCUGUGCAUCGAACAUGCUGAAAGGUUAUGUACCACCUUAUAAUGCCACAGUGGUUCAGAAGUUGUUGGAUCAGGGAGCUCUACUAAUGGGAAAAACAAACUUAGAUGAGUUUGCUAUGGGAUCUGGAAGCACAGAUGGCAUAUUUGGACCAGUUAAAAACCCGUGGAGUUAUUCAAAACAAUAUAGAGAAAAGAGGAAGCUGAACUCUCACAGUGAGAAUGAGGAUUCAAAUUGGCUCAUAACUGGAGGAAGCUCGGGAGGAAGUGCAGCGGCCGUGUCAGCGUUCACGUGCUUUGCGGCUUUAGGAUCAGAUACAGGAGGAUCAACCAGAAAUCCAGCUGCCCACUGUGGGGUGGUUGGUUUAAAACCAAGCUAUGGCCUAGUUUCUCGUCAUGGUCUCAUUCCUCUGGUGAAUUCAAUGGAUGUGCCAGGAAUCUUAACCAGAUGUGUGGAUGAUGCAGCCACUGUGUUGGGUAUACUAGCUGGGCAUGAUCCCAAAGAUUCUACCACAAUUCAAGAUCCUGUUAAACCAUUUACGCUUCCCAGUUUGACAGAUGUGAGCAAACUAUGCAUUGGAAUUCCAAAGGAGUAUCUUACACCAGAACUGUCAAGUGAAGUACAAUCUCUUUGGUCCAGAGCUGCUAAUCUCUUCGAGUCUGAAGGGGCCAAAGUAAUUGAAGUCUCCCUGCCCCAUACCAGCUACUCAAUUAUGUGCUACCACGUAUUGUGUACAUCGGAAGUGGCAUCGAACAUGGCAAGAUUUGAUGGGCUAGAAUAUGGUCACAGAUGUGACAAUGACGUGUCUACUGAAGCCAUGUAUGCUGCAACCAGGCGAGAAGGGUUCAAUGAUGUAGUGAGAGGGAGAAUCCUCUCAGGAAACUUUUUCUUAUUAAGAGAAAAUUAUGAGAAUUAUUUUGUCAAAGCACAGAAAGUGAGACGGCUCAUUGCUAAUGAUUUUGUGAAUGUUUUUAACUCUGGAGUGGAUGUGCUGCUAACUCCCACGACCUUGAGUGAGGCAGUGCCCUACACAGAAUUCAUCAAGGAAGACAACAGGACGCGCAGUGCCCAAGAUGACAUCUUUACACAGGCUGUCAAUAUGGCAGGAUUGCCAGCAGUGAGUGUCCCUGUGGCCCUCUCAAGCCAAGGGUUGCCAAUAGGACUACAGUUUAUUGGACGUGCAUUUUGUGACCAGCAGCUUCUUACAGUUGCCAAAUGGUUUGAAAAACAAGUCCAGUUUCCUGUUAUUCAACUUCAAGAGCUAAUGGAUGAUUGUUCAUCAGUCUUUGAAAAUGAAAAGUUAGCUUCUGUUUCUGUAAAAUAGUGAUAACUAUAUUGUGCACAUUAUAAUGACUUUUAAAGGUUUUUAUAUUCUAGAGAAGUCAGGUGUUCUUGAAAUUUGGUUCAUUGUCAACAUAGUCAUUCCUUGGAGUCGUUUUUUAAAAUUCUUGUGAUAUAGUUAAUUAUAAAUAAUCUGUCAGCAUUUACUUAGCAUCCACUCAGUAUAAACCAAAGUACAAGAGACCUGGGUUCAAUCCCUAGGUCGGAAAGAUUCCCUGGAGGAGACCAUAGCAACCCACUCCAGUAUUCUUGCCUGGAGAACUCUAUGGACAGAGGAGCCUGCGGGCUACAGUCCACGGGGUCACAGAGAGGCAGACACGCUCAAGUAGAAACCAAGUACAGGAUUUCUAUUAUAAUACGAGAUAAAUGUUGCUAAAAAAUGAUGCCUUCUAAAUUCAUUUAAAAGAACAUUGCUUACAGUGCAAGUAAGCUUAGGGGUAAACCUGUCAAGACUUGUAUGUCUUUGUAACCAAAACACAAACAUGAAUAGAAAGUGGUACUUUCAGAGAUAGCCUGGACAGCCCAGCUGGCAGGCAUUUCAACAUGUGGUAGAGGCUGCAGCAAAAGAGGUUAACAAUGCACAGAAACCAUAAAACGGGAACAUCCGCCUCUAGGUCUGAGCAGAGCAGGUGGAAGAGAAGCGCCAACACAGGAGGAGGUGGAACUUGCUGGCCCAGACGGGGCUGCCUCCCUCCGGGGAGAGCCCAUGUGGGCACUGUCCUCUUCUCUAGGAAUAGACCUGCAAUGAGAACUUUUCUCCUUUCCUGCUGAAAGUUAAAGUGUUUCUUCUACUAUUCCAGAGCCCUAUGCCAAGGAGCUCAGACUAACUCCUAGUUACACGGAGUUCAUUCUCCUAGUUACCAGUCACAAACUAGCUCAGUGGUGUCAGACAUUUGCUGUGACCUAACAAACUGAACUGAACUUGAAAAUUGGUAGCUACUGGAGCAUGGCUUAGUGAGAAAGUUUCAAUACACAAGUAAGAUCCAGUAUGAAAAACUUGUAGAUAACUUGGUGGGGCUGCAUGGGCCUCCUGCCUUACCCCAGAUUCUCUGUUCCUUACGGUUUUCUUACCCUCCUGACUUUCCUUACAAGUGCUCUCCCUUUAGGCACCUUUAGUGCAAAGAAAUAAGAAUGGGAAUAUGUAUUCAGAAUUUGGAAAAAAGAUCUAAUGAAAAGCAUUCAUUUCCCCACUAUAAAGGGCUUCCUUGGUAGCUCAGAUGGUAAAGAAUCUGCCUGCAAUGCAGGAGACCUGGGUUUGAUCCCCUAUAAGUUUUCAUCGUUGGAUUUGUCUUUGCCAGAAAACAGUUGUCAUCUCAUGUUUAUCAUGAAUUCUAAUUUGACAUUUAUUGUUUAUAAGUUUAAGUAGGGAGCUGAAUUAUUAUUUAAUAGAUUCACUUUGGUAAGAAAAAAAUAUUUUCUAAAUAUAAAAGACAUGAAGUAAAAACAUAAGAGGCACAACCUUCUGAGAACUACUGGAAAACAGUGUAAUGGGAGUUUAAACUGCCUGAUACAUUUCAUUAAUAGUUUUCUGUCUCCCUGGGAUCCUUCCACUAGCAAAUGCUCGAUCUGAUAAACUACAUAAAAGUUUUCUGUGCUCAGUGCACUAGUAUUCUGAAAGAUUUUGACUGUGAAUCCCUGAAAGGAAGAAAUUCAUGACAGAGAAUUGCUUUAUUUUGUAACAAGAGAAAACCCUUAGUUGGGGGAGAGAGUAUGAUGCAAAUGGCAAGCAAAUAAAUCUUUACCCCAGUCUUAUUUUAUGUGUGUAUAAUUUGAAAUAAAUGAUUUUCAAAGAA
Messenger RNA from Odocoileus virginianus texanus, 3503 nucleotides. Lineage: Eukaryota; Metazoa; Chordata; Mammalia; Artiodactyla; Cervidae. The record is from RefSeq and is a predicted model, not a curated record.